GGGAUUAACAACUUGAAAUCCUUCUCCAUUUAGUAACUUCAGACAUGCAGUACAAAAUAAAUAAAUGAGUAGAAGCACCUGAACUAAAUAUUGAGGUACACCCGUAAGCUAUUAGGUUGGUGUACAUCUAACCGUUCCCCAUUUUGGUUUGUAUCUAUGCCUAUGGUAUGAGGACUACAUAGAUGACUGGUUUGUUGGUCAUCUCUCUUACAUAUAAGAGUCUAGUAGUAGUUAAGGAGGGAAUUAUAUUCUGGUUAGAUGUCCAGGGUUGUUACAGAUUUGUUAGGUAAGAAGGAAUUGGCGGGAACUGCUGUCUUUAGAAGAAACUGACCUAUAAAAGGAAUGGAAUAGCUCCAGGAUUGUCAUUCUGAAAUUCUAAUCAAUAAGGAUCUACUUUCUCGUCUCUCUAAAUUCUUCUCUCUUAAUUCUCUCUUCUUCUAUUCCUCCCUUUCAUUUCUAUAUUUCUUGGCUAAUUUCUAUUAUUCUGUAAUGGAGAUUCUGAUUAUGUGACAAGUGGAAUAAGAGCUGUUAGAUCAGCGGGCAACUACUGGAAAUUGUUUCACUGGAGUUGCAUGUAUGGCAGAUCAGUUGAAGUCUUCCCAAAUACCAGAGUUCAAGAAAUGCUAGAUAGAAGAUUAAAAUAACAAAAGGAGCAGUUGGAACAAAGAUUUGAAAAAGUGAUUCAGAAAGUAGAAAGUUUAGAUCAGAAAAUGAAAAGAUUUGAACAAUCAAUUCAAGUGAGAAAGGAAAAGAUUGCAGUCUUGAUUAAUGAAGAUCAAAAUUUUGAAAAGUCUAGCGAAGUACAAGAGUCUCUGUGUGAAACUUCUAAUAAGAAAGACAAAGCCAUUGAGAUGGAGCAGGAGCUUUUUGUUGACAAGUCUAAUGUAAGUGAGAUCUAUGAGGAGAAGAACAACGAAGAUGGUGAUGAUGGGCAACUAGAGUCUGAAAUGAGGACAAUAUUAGUUGAAUCUGAAGUGUUUGCACAAUUCAUUCUCGAAAAUGAAUUUUUUGGUACUGAAAUUAUUGGACAUGUUCUUGGAAAAAAGAAAGAUAAAGGUUUUACAAAAAGUGUAGGUGUUGGAAAUGAGUGGCAGUAUUUUGGGAGUUCAGAUGUGGUUACCCUGGAAUUCUUAUGGAAGAUAAAUGGGAAAUAGCAAGAAGAGAAAGGAAGAAGGUUUUGACAUCAAAUUCUAUUGUGAUCUUGAACGAACAAGCAUGGGAAAUUUGGAGAAGGAAAGGAAGAAACUUUAGCAUCUUCAACCAAGCUUUAUCAUUUGAGCUAGAGUUGCAUUUCUUACUAGCAAAGGAGGUUUUUAGAAUGCCAGAACCUCUGCCGUUUCAGUUUCAGUUUCAGACUUUGACAAUUCUUGGAGACAGAAAUCCACUAAUGGGAAAAAGUGGAAAUCUUUGUCAUUUCUAACUGGGAGAACAGGGAUUAGUUUGUUUGAUAAGAUGGAGGUCCUUCUACACUUCAUGAAUGUACAAUUGAAACAAACUUUUCUAUGAAAUAACCAGACCUAUUACAAGCUUAA
Messenger RNA from Manihot esculenta (cassava), 1532 nucleotides. RefSeq lists its product as uncharacterized. Bases 711 to 1154 code for a protein of 147 amino acids. The record is from RefSeq and is a predicted model, not a curated record. The transcript is spliced from 2 exons. Lineage: Eukaryota; Viridiplantae; Streptophyta; Magnoliopsida; Malpighiales; Euphorbiaceae.